Cucurbitaria berberidis CBS 394.84 is the source of this 1046-nucleotide messenger RNA. RefSeq names its product DER1-domain-containing protein. The transcript is spliced from 3 exons. Gene Ontology annotation, molecular function: ubiquitin-specific protease binding; misfolded protein binding. The coding region runs from base 7 to 801 and encodes 264 amino acids. Gene Ontology annotation, cellular component: endoplasmic reticulum membrane; Hrd1p ubiquitin ligase ERAD-L complex. Gene Ontology annotation, biological process: endoplasmic reticulum unfolded protein response. The record is from RefSeq and is a predicted model, not a curated record. Lineage: Eukaryota; Fungi; Ascomycota; Dothideomycetes; Pleosporales; Cucurbitariaceae.
CUCACAAUGGAUGUCUUUUGGACCCUCCCGCCGGUCACUAGGACCAUUACAGCCCUCGCAGUCUCCGUAUCGGCUCUCGGCUAUGGCGGAAUCAUCAGCCUCUCACAAUAUGUAUUCUAUUCACCUGCCGUCUUCACGAUCAAGGCGGUGCCACAAGCUUGGCGCAUCUUCACAGCGUUUCUCAUAACGAAGCCCAAGUUUGCUAUCCUUCUCGAUCCGUACUUUCUAUACCAGUAUGGAAGCUCCAUUGAGCGGGAGUCGACUCGUUUCUCGCAGCCGGGAGACUUCUUCGUGUAUACCUUGUUUGUUGGAAGUGUGAUUGUCGGUCUAGCAGGCCGUCUUCUCAACGCCUACACUUUUCUCCCCGCCCUCUCCCUCGCCUACGCAUACACGUUCGCCCAAGACAACCCCUCGCGCCAAGUCUCCUUCUUCAUCGUCAAUUUCGACGCCAAAUACCUACCCUUUGCCUUGCUAUUCAUGACCUUCAUCAUCGAUGGGGGCGAGCCCGCUUUAGCGCAGCUCACUGGCCUUGUUGCGGCUCAUCUAUACGACUUCUUGACGAGGAUUUGGCCGACAUUUGGCGGAGGAAAGAACUACAUCUUUACGCCGCAGAUCGUCAAGCGGUGGUUUGGCGCAACAGCUGGGAGUGUACAGAACAGGGGUUAUGGACACGUUGUGCAAGGCCGAGGAAGAGCGACAGGAACUGGUGCGGGUGCUGAACCCGCAAGCGCCGGACGUAGCACGGGUGUCAGUAAUGCAUGGGGCGGACUGGGUCCUGGUCGCCGGCUUGGUAGCGAUUAGAGAGUGGUGCAGGUAUUGGAAAUGUUUUGCACAGUCCACUUAAUUGUGUCAUUGUGUAGGCUAGACACUCAGGUAUAAUGUUUACACUGCCUAUUCUUGAGUAGUAUCAAAUAAGUAAAGCAUGCGGCAGCUUCAUCUUCCAUAUUCUCGCGAUCUUCAAUGGUACAUUCAUUCUUCGAGCUAUAGCGCAGCGUAAUCGACAUAACUCCGAAAAACAGUGACUUCAUAAUUCCAUCCUCAUCUUC